Molecule: messenger RNA, 1347 nt
Organism: Impatiens glandulifera
Lineage: Eukaryota; Viridiplantae; Streptophyta; Magnoliopsida; Ericales; Balsaminaceae
Exons: 1
Coding region: 1-1347 (448 amino acids)
Source: RefSeq, a predicted model, not a curated record
AUGCGAAAGCUUACAGAAAGGUAUAUUCCAGGAGCACCGAAGUCUCAACUACAACUCUUGGUAUUGGAGUUACUUGCGGUCAAGAAAGGAGAAUUCAUCGACGAAGUUGCGCGGCUUGAAGCGGUGCGCGAACAGCAAAAUACAACGCACUCUCCAACUCUUGAGGAUGUUGACGGUCACAAUCCAGGCGAUAAGUCUCCUCCAGCGGAUCGGACGAUCGACAUAACCGAUGAUAGGACAGAGCCUCCUCUAACCGACAAUCUUGAAUCUGAUCAGGACCGGGAUUCAGAACCGGCCAUUACAGAAGGGAAGGUCACAACUAUCAUCAACGAAUUUGCCAACACUAUGGUUCGACCGUGGAAGAAGAAAAUUAAGAAAGUCGUGAUUCAAACAAUCAAGUUGGCUGAAACAACAAGGGAUGAUCUUGUGAAGGCAAACGAGCGGAUCACAUCGGUCGAAACCAACUACGGUGAAGCCGAUGUUCGGUACGGUGAUCAUCUCAAGCGAACUAUAGCCUUGGAGGAAAUGACUCCAAAGUUGGCGGAUGACCUCAAGUCGGUCAACCAAAGGGUAGUGGAGUUGGAACGAUCUCAAGAAAAGACCGAGAAACAACUGACAAAGGUCGAUGAGGACCUGGGGCGGUCAAGCGCCCAAAACGGUUCAACACUCGACAGGGUCGAAAGCCUUGAAAAGAAGAAUGCAAGUCUUGAGGAGCGAAACGACAAACUUGAAGCCGACCUCAAGGCGGUCACCGAACAGGUGAAUGAACUGAUAAAUGCCAAGAUUGCUGCCGAUAAAGCGGUUGAGGAGGCAAACGCUCAUGCGGCUAAGAAACUCCAGGAUGCGCUGGAUGAGCAGAACCGAACACAGAAGGAGGCACCACGGUCUAAUGCGAAGUUCAACGAACGCUUACGGAUAUUAACGACCAAAAAUCCGGAACUCGCAAAAUCCAUAGCAGCUCGAGAAGCCAAGGAGGCAAAGCGGUUCAACCUGAGAAACAAAUGUUCUACGAAUAUGCAAAAGCUCACAAGAAGACCCAGACGGCUCCCUCCUCUUCGGCUCCGGCAACACGAAAACGGAAAGUUCCUUCGAAGAAGGCUCAAGUCGCCGAGAUGCUGGAAAGAAUUACCGAGACAGUUGUUGACCCUCCACCAAACCCGGCCUUGCAAACCGAGGAUGACUUCGAAGAGGAUCUCGAGCCGCAACCCACAAGACAGCGAGUCUUCGAUGCAAUUCCAGUCAGAACGGUCGGUCAACCGUUCCCUCCUCACCCGGACACCUCAGGAUCUGGAGGUUCCUCUUCAAGGUCGGCUCAAUCGGCUAAGGGACAACCAACAGAUGACCUGA